AAUAAAUUUCCCUGUUUAAAUAUACUAUAAGUUCGUGUGUGGAGUCAGAGUAUGAAGCAGUGGAGUGACAUCAUGUCCUUAUGGAAAUGUGUCCCGGAGAGGCCCCUCCCUGCCCCGGUGACAUCAGCCGGGGCUCUGCUGCUUUCCUCCUGGAGCACACACUUAGUCCGCACACACGUCCACACCACUGGGCCAGCUCGACGGAAACUGCGCCUGCCCGGCUAUUAUCGCUUUCUUCAUGGGACAAAACGAGACUUCUUCGCUGCCAGAUCAUGGGAGGCUGUUGACAUCCGACUUUGCCACCAGCUAAAGAAAACCCAUUAGCGUAGCCUGAACACACAGGUUGCUGGACAGUGACGGGUCCAACCAUGGCCGCCCAUCGAAUCAGAGCCACAACCAACAACAACACUUCUCUCCCUCGCUGCAAAUCUGAGGGGACGCUCAUCGAUCUCAGCGAAGGAGUGUCAGAAGCCACUCUCACUGAUGUCAAAGUGCCUUCUCCCAGUGCCUUACGACUGGAUGCUACUGCCUCCUUCGGCACUGCCAGGGAAGUCGUUGCCAUUAAGGACUACUGCCCAUCCAGCUUCACUACCUUGAAGUUCUCUAAAGGGGACCGCCUCUACGUUCUGGACUCAUCAGGAGGAGAGUGGUGGUACGCCCACAACAACACAGAGAUGGGUUACAUUCCUGCAGCUUAUGUGCAGCCCAUCAACUAUAGAGACUCAUCCUUCAGUGACAGCGGGAUGAUUGACACUGUGGGAGACUGUAAUGAGGAGGCAGCCAAAGAAAUGGACCUUCUAGGAGAGUGGGCAGGGGUGAUUCUGAAACCAACCACUUUCCAAAAUGGAAAUCCUUUUACAACAACCCAUACCUCUACAAACCCUUUUCUAAAUGGGGGUCCUCAGAGCUCACUUGAUCAGAACAGUAAUGAGAAAUCAGUUGACCUCCUUCUGUUUGACACCCUCACUCCAUCAGCGCCCAACUCCACCAGCAGCACUGCCGACAUCAAUGGUUUUGGCAGUGGCAUUUUUAACCUGAACCCUCUUAGUCCCACUGUAGGGGUGGGCCAAACGCUGCGCAGGGACAACCCGUUUUUUAGAAGCAAAAGGUCCUACAGUCUGUCUGAGCUGUCCAUCCUGCAGGCUCAGUCCGACACCCCUCAGGCCUCCACUGGUUUCUUUGGUGGCCUUAAAGCACCGGCGCCAGAGCAGUUCCAGAGCAGGGAGGAUUUCCGGACUGCAUGGCUCACCCACCGCAAGCUUGCCAGGUCCUGCCAUGACUUGGACUCACUGGGUCAGAACCCAGGCUGGGGCCAAACACAACCGGUGGAGACCAACAUCGUCUGUCGGUUGGACAGCUCAGGAGGGGCUGUCCAGCUUCCAGACACCAACAUCAGCAUCCACAUACCCGAGGGCCAUGUAGCUCCAGGGGACACCCAGCAGAUCUCAAUCAAAGCUCUGCUAGACCCACCGCUAGAGCUGAACAACGACCGCUGCACAACCGUCAGCCCUGUGGUGGAGAUCAAACUCAGCAACAUGGAGACCAAAACUACCAUUACCCUGGAGAUGAAAGUAUCUGUUGUGGUGAAAAUGGAGAGCAGGCAGACCACUGAAGUAUUGUGUGUCAGGAGUGAUUGUAAAGAGGGACCUUAUACCCCUAUUCCUCAGGCGUACAUGUAUGGGGACACGGUCCAGGUGUGCCUGGAUAACCUGGAACCGUGCAUGUAUGUGUGCGUUGUGGCUCAGUCCCAGUCCAUAUCUCCAGACUCCACAGUUUGGGAGCAUGUGGUUAAAAAGAUCACCCUUGGAGUAUAUGGUCCCAAACACAUUCACCCAUCUUUCAAAACAGUCGUGGCUAUGUUUGGCCAUGAUUGUGCCCCAAAGACACUAUUGGUGAGUGAGGUAGGCAAGCAGGCACAGUCUGCACCACCAGUAGCGCUGCAGCUCUGGGGCAAACACCAGUUUGUAUUGUCCAGACCGCAGGACCUCCGUGUUGGGGUUUACUCCAACAUGGCCAACUAUGAAGUAAAGGCUAGUGAGCAGGCCAGAGUGGUCCGGGGCUUCCAGAUCAAACUAGGCAAAGUGAGUAGGCUUGUCUACAUGAUUGCCUCACGCAACACUGAAGAGGUUUCUGAUUUUACCUUAAGAAUCCAAGUCAAAGAUGACCAAGAUGUAAUACUGGCCCAAUUUUGUGUCCAGACACCAACACCACCACCCAAAGCAGGCCCAAAAACAUCAGUGCAGCGGCGCUUCCUGAAGAAGAAGGAAGUGGGCAAGAUCGUCUUGUCUCCUCUUGCCAUUGCCACCAAGUACCCUGUUUUCCAAGACAGGAGAAUUAAUAACCUGAAGUUUGGAAAACUAAUCAAAACUGUCAUCCGACAAACAAAAAAUCAGUACUUGCUGGAGUACAAAAAAGGAGAUUUUGUUGCUCUGUUGAGUGAAGAGAAGAUCAAGCUGAAGGGCCAGUUGUGGACGAAAGAAUGGUACAUUGGAUAUUAUCAGGGCAAAAUGGGACUUGUCCAUGCCAAGAAUGUGCUAGUGGUUGGCAAAGUUAAGCCCAUUUACUUCAGUGGGCCUGACCUUACAACUUCAUUAUUACUGGAGCAGAUACUGAAGCCCUGCAAGUUCCUCACAUACAUCUACGCCUCUGUAAGAACUAUACUGAUGGAGAACAUCGGCAACUGGCGAGCAUUCGCUGACGCCCUCGGAUAUGUCAACCUGCCCUUGACGCAUUUCUGCCGCGCAGAGCUCGACAGUGAACCUGAGAGGGUUGCAUCAGUGCUGGAGAAGCUGAAGGAGGACUGCAACAAUGCAGAGAGCAAAGAGCGGAAGUCUUUCCAGAAAGAACUCCUGACAGCUCUGUUGAAGAUGGACUGUCAGGGUCUUGUGGCCAGACUAGUCAUGGACUUUGUCCUCCUGACCACGGCUGUGGAGGUGGCUGGACGCUGGAGGGAACUGGCUGAGAGGCUCGCCAAGGUUUCACGCCAGCAGAUGGAUGCGUAUGAGGCGCCGCACCGCGACAAGAAUGGGGUGGUGGACAGUGAGGCCAUGUGGAAGCCAGCGUAUGACUUCCUGGUCACAUGGGCUGCCCAGAUCGGUGACAGCUACAGGGACGUGAUCCAGGAGCUGCACAUGGGCCUGGACAAGAUGAAGAACCCCAUCACCAAACGCUGGAAGCACCUGACCGGCACGCUCAUCCUGGUCAACUGCCUGGACGCCCUGCGGAGCUCCGCCUUCAGCCCCGCCGCUCAGGACGACUACGCCAUCUAAGUUCUCUCCUUCAUGACUCUUUACUCCUGCAGGUGUUUCCAGACACCAGCUCACCUCGCUCUCCUGGAGCAUUUUAGAAGUUACACAGUUUGAAAUGCUGCAUACCAGCUGUCUGCUCACUCUGAAUGCCACUACUGCUGUUAUAUGUUGUUGUUUUUUUUUCCUGCGGCGCUGCCUUCAGCUCCUUGCACCCAGGGAAACCUCGCCAGACUGCCCCCCAUGUCUCCGUGGCUGCCAGCCAAACUACACAGUGCUGUAUGGAGCUCACAGUAUUCACAAAGACACUUUUAAUAGUUGCUGUCUUGCAUAGUUAUGUAUUUUUGUACUCUUAUUAUGGCACAGCAUUUUUUAAAAGCAACACUUUAAACCCUUUGGUUAAGAACUGUGGAUUGAACGCCAAGAAAGAUGCUUUUUCAAGUAAAGACACUUUUAGACAUUGUAUCCUUGUUACCGUAACCUUGUCACUUUUGUCAAAUCUGUUCUAUUUAUUUAUACAUCAAAGAGAAAAGUCACUUUUUCUUCUCUUCUUCAGGUUCUUUCACUGUGGUCCUUCUCAUUUCAGAGAUCCAAAUAUUGCUGUCAGUUUAUAAUUUUCAAGGCCUGGCAGUGAGAAAACUGUAAAGAAAAAUAAUUUAUUGAUCUUGUACACUAAGUUUUUAUCAAGUUCUCCACUAGUGCUGAAAUAAUACGUCCAUUAAUUGAAUAUUACAGAAAAUUCAUCAAUAUCAGUCUAAAAUGUAAAAUUGAUUAAUCAUUUGCUGCAAACAUUCCAAACAGUCUCUGUUUCCAGCUUCUCCAAUGUGAGAAUUUUCUGUUUUUCUUUUUUGUAUUAUUGUUAAUUGAAUAUUUUUGGGUUUUGGACACAACAAGUCAUUAGAAAACAUCACUUUGGGCUCUUUUUUCAUUGUUCACUGUUGACUAAACGAUUAAUGCAUUGAGCUUGACUGCUCGCGUAAACAGCAGUUGACAAAAAUAUCUGAACUCAAGGUCCACUUAUUCACUUGUUCUGUUGCUUUCGACCGCAUCACACGGUCUUCAUCAGCAGAUUUAGUUUGCUCAGUUAUAGAACUGUGGAUGCUCAAACCUCAAACCAUUUCUUCUCCAUGUUAACCUAAACUCAACCUCCAAUUUACUGAUGAUGACCGUGUGAUAUGGUUGAAAGCUCCAGAACAAGUAAGUAAAUAGACCUUGAGUUGAGAUUGUUUUGUUGACUGUAGAUCUGUGGAUAAUUUUUUCAAUUAAUUCAGAAAUUGUUUUUUACUUUCAGCCUUACCUUCCAUAUAACAACUGAAGCUUAGUCACUCAUUCUCAACAUACUCUUUAUUGUCUUCUGCCUGUGUUUCUUUUGUGUUAUGGAAAUACUUUUUUCCAAAGCCUGCCAAAAAUGAAUACAGCUCUACACAGAUGACCUUGUUCAAUGCUGAGACCACUGUUGUAAUGACACUGUCUGUCAAAGCUUCUGGCUAGGUUUUGUCUCAGUGCUGCAUACUGUGUAAGGUGGUAGUGACACAUCCAGUGGUGAGUUUCAAACCUUUUUGUGACUGCAUACUUUUGUGGAAAAUACUAAAUAAAAUGUAAAUAUUUGUA
Messenger RNA from Thunnus maccoyii (southern bluefin tuna), 4856 nucleotides. Its product is annotated as SH3 domain-binding protein 4. The transcript has 5 exons. Gene Ontology annotation, cellular component: cytoplasm. Bases 369 to 3269 code for a protein of 966 amino acids. Lineage: Eukaryota; Metazoa; Chordata; Actinopteri; Scombriformes; Scombridae. Gene Ontology annotation, molecular function: protein binding. The record is from RefSeq and is a predicted model, not a curated record.